AUGGAAGCUUCACAGCCUCUUUCUAUUGAAAGCUUCUCUUACAGUUGGUUAGUGAACUUAAAGCCAUCACUAGAAAGCCUAGAUAGUUCCUUUAGAAUUCCUCUUGAUGCAUAUGAUGAAGCUUCCUUCAUUGAGAUGGAUCCAAGAAUGCCACCAUCUAAAAGAUUCUUCAAGAUCUCACAUGAUUCCAAUUCCAACAUAUUUGAUUUUCCAACUUCACAAUCCCCUCUUAGCACUCUUGUUCAUGCAGAUGAACUCUUCUCCAAUGGUUACCUCAUGCCUUUUUUUGUUGAAUCUUUGAAAAUGGAAGAAUAUGAAGCCUUAGACUCCAAUAUUACAUGUCUCAAUUCAUCUUCUUCGCAUGCGCCGAAAUGCGUAGCUCCUCUUGUUCAUUCUAGAUGUUCUUCUUUGAAAAGAUGUAGAACAUUAUCAAGGAGAAUAUUUUAUAAGUAUCUCAAUUUAUUAAGGUCUUUGUGUAGAAGAAGAUCAAGUGGUCAUAAAUCAAGUUCAAAUGUUGAUAAAAGAGGUGAUGGUUUAAUGAAUAGAAGAUGCUAUAAUUCAGAAUCAUCUCCAAGAAUCAGUGUAGCUUUUUCUGCAGAUGAUUGGAGAAAGUCUUGUGAUUCUGAAAGCUCAAUAAAUGAGGCAGUUCUUCAUUGCAAAAGAUCCAUAGAAAGAAUGAGUUAA
Lathyrus sativus (Indian pea) is the source of this 684-nucleotide messenger RNA. The record is from the annotation of a GenBank genome assembly. NCBI's taxonomy places the organism in Eukaryota, Viridiplantae, Streptophyta, Magnoliopsida, Fabales, Fabaceae.